AUGCGGAGAUCUUUCUCGCUCGUCGCCGGUGCGACAGCUUUGAUCCAGUCCUCGCUGGCCCAAUUUCCGCCGACGCCUGAAGGAGUCACCGUCCUGAAAUCGAAGUUCGACGAAAACAUCACGAUAUCUUACAAAGAACCCAAUCUCUGCGAGGAAACCGGGGGUGUCAAGUCAUACGCCGGCUACAUCCACCUCCCACCCGGGACUCUCGAGGGAGUGGGUCAAGAGCAAGACUACGAGAUCAACACAUUUUUCUGGUUCUUCGAGGCUAAAGAAGAUCCGGAGAAUGCGCCGCUUUCAAUCUGGAUGAACGGCGGACCCGGCAGCUCGUCAAUGCCAGGGCUCUUCAACGAGAACGGGCCGUGCUACAUAAACAAUGACUCCAACUCCACGCGACCUAGCGAGUGGUCAUGGAACAACCACGUAAACAUGCUCUACAUCGACCAACCCGUUCAAGUCGGCUUCUCUUACAACACCCUCCGCAAUGUGACCCGCAAUCUCUUCGGAGGCACCCAAACCCUGAACGCAUCUUCACCGAUACCAGCCCAAAACGUGACGUUCCAAACGGGCACUCUUCCAGUCGAUAACCGUAACACCACAUCCUGGGGCAGCCGCAACGCUGCCAUUGCACUUUGGCACUUCUCUCAGGUCUGGUUCCAGGAGUUUCCGGGCUACCACCCGAACAACGACCGCAUCAGCAUCGCCACCCAAUCGUAUGGCGGACGCUACGGACCUGCCUUUGCUGCAUACUUCCAGGAACAAAAUGAGAAGAUUCAGAAUGGGACGUGGGACGGGACCGAAGGGGAGCAGUACAUCCUCAACCUUGACACCUUGCUUAUUGUGAACGGCUGUAUCGAUCGCCAGGUUCAGUGGCCUUCCUAUCCUGAAAUGGCCUUCAAUAACACCUAUGGAAUCGAAACAGUCAACGAGACGGUAUAUACUGGCAUGGUGGACGCAUACUACCGGGAAGGUGGCUGCCGCGAUCGCAUCGACGCCUGUCGUGAAGUCUCUUCUCUUUACGACCCUGAGAAUGUGGGCACGAACGCUAGCGUGAACGCUAUCUGCCAAGACGCAGAAACAUUCUGCACAAACAAUGUCCGCGACCCGUAUCUAGAUGUCUCUGGUCGGGAUUAUUACGACGUGACCCAAAUCGACCCUACACUCUUCCCGGCACCCUUCACUGCGGGGUACCUCAACCAGCCGCACAUUCAAGCAGCCCUUGGAGUACCUCUGAACUGGACAGGUAGCUCCAGCGCUUCGUCAUCUGCGUUCAGAGGUAUCGGGGACUACCCGCGCCCAGGUUGGAUUGAGGACAUUGCAUACUUGCUACACAGCGGCAUCAAGGUGUCUUUGAUGUUUGGCGAUCGUGACUUUGCGUGCAACUGGAUCGGUGGAGAGCAAGUAGCUCUUGCAAUUCCCUGGGCCGACCAGGAGAACUUCGCCAAAGCAGGAUAUCAACCCCUCAUAACCAAUGAGGCAUACGAAGGCGGCCAAGUCCGUCAGUAUGGCAAUCUCUCAUUCAUCAGGGUCUACCAAGCCGGCCACGCGGUACCUGCUUACCAGCCCGAGUCCGCGUAUCAAAUCUUCAACCGUGCCUUGUUCAACCUUGAUGUCGCAACUGGCAAGGUCGACACCGCGGCGAACUCGACUUACAGCACUCAAGGCCCGUCGGACACCUUUGCGAUCAGGAAUGAGGUCCCGCCGCAGUAUGAGGACUUCUGCUACGUGCUGGACCCGAGCACAUGUACCGAGGAGCAGGUGACUGCUCUGCGGAAUGGUACGGGCGUCAUCAAGGACUACAUCAUGACUGAGCCAGCGUACGAUGCUGCUGCCGCUCGUUUUAUGAAGAGAGACAUACUCGGGGAGCCCACGGAGGGCCGAAUUUUGAUCGGAGACGUCGGUAUUCACACGUGUCUGAGCAUAGUCGGUCUUGGAGAGGGCCAGAGUGAUCGCGAGGCCACCGGGGCUUCGCCUACUCAAGUAGACAGCGAGCCUGAGAAGGGGCGUGACCAUGCCGGCUCCGCGCUCAAUCUCAACUCCGAGGUCAUUGAGAAUAGCGCAAACAUCUCCCACAGCCAGCAGUCUCUCAUUUCCAUUCCUUAUGCGCUCAUCAGACGUUCCAAGAUUAUCAUCUUGGACGAGGCGACCGCUUCCUUUGACGGACGAGCCGAUAAAGGUCUCCAGACCAUUUUGGCUGAGGUCAUGACUGACGCUACAGUUCUCACUGUUGCACGUCGGCUCGACACCGUUGUUGACUCGUGUGAUCGAUCCCUAGUCAUGGAGCGAGGCAUGCUCGCCGAGUUUGAUAGCAUACCUGCUUUAUGCGCAAAUUCGCAUAGUCUUUUCAGGGCAUUGUGCGACGCUGCCAAUGGUGGCUUGCUGAAAUCGUUGAUAAGAGAGGUUGGAACCGCUAUAUGA
Messenger RNA from Colletotrichum gloeosporioides, 2418 nucleotides. RefSeq names its product Carboxypeptidase S1-like B. Lineage: Eukaryota; Fungi; Ascomycota; Sordariomycetes; Glomerellales; Glomerellaceae. The transcript has 5 exons. The record is from RefSeq and is a predicted model, not a curated record. Gene Ontology annotation, cellular component: fungal-type vacuole. Gene Ontology annotation, molecular function: ATP hydrolysis activity; serine-type carboxypeptidase activity; ATP binding. The coding region runs from base 1 to 2418 and encodes 805 amino acids. Gene Ontology annotation, biological process: proteolysis.